Molecule: messenger RNA, 5979 nt
Organism: Emys orbicularis (European pond turtle)
Lineage: Eukaryota; Metazoa; Chordata; Testudines; Emydidae
Gene: CHD5
Product: chromodomain helicase DNA binding protein 5
Exons: 41
Coding region: 1-5979 (1992 amino acids)
Biological process (GO): chromatin remodeling; negative regulation of transcription by RNA polymerase II
Cellular component (GO): chromatin; nucleus
Molecular function (GO): DNA binding; chromatin binding; ATP-dependent chromatin remodeler activity
Source: RefSeq, a predicted model, not a curated record
AUGCGGGGCCCGGCGGGGGCCGAGGGGGAGCCGCGGGACGAGAUGGAGAACGAGGAGGAGCUGUCAGAAGAAGAGGAUGGAGUGCUGGAAGGGCUGGAGGAAUUUUAUCCAGAGGAGCAGGUAACUGCGCAGAAGAAAAAGAAAUCCAAAAAGCUGAAAGAAAACAAGACUUCCAAAGUCAAGAGAAGGAAGAAAGAGGGGAGCAAUGAUGAAAUAUCUGAAAACGAAGAGGAACUGGAGGAGAAAUCUGAGAGCGAAGGAAGUGACUAUUCGCCCAACAAAAAGAAGAAGAAGAAGCUCAAAGAAAAGAAAGAGAAAAAAGCCAAGCGGAAGAAGAAAGAUGAAGAGGAGGAGGAUAACGAGGAAGGAGGUUUAAAGGAGCCCAAGAGCUCAGCGCAGCUAAUGGAGGAAUGGGGCCUGGAUGAUGUGGAUUAUAUUUUCUCAGAAGAAGAUUACCAUACUCUGACUAAUUACAAGGCUUUCAGUCAGUUUCUCAGGCCUCUCAUUGCCAAGAAGAACCCCAAAAUCCCCAUGUCCAAGAUGAUGACGGUGCUUGGUGCCAAAUGGCGAGAGUUCAGCGCCAACAACCCGUUCAAAGGCAGCUCGGCUGCGGCGGCAGCGGCUGCAGUGGCUGCAGCCGUGGAAACAGUCACCAUUGCACCCCAGCUUUCUGCCAGCCCUCAGCAGUCUGCUCUGCCCAUGGCCAUCAGGAAAGCAAAAACCAAGGAGGGCAAAGGUCCAGGAGUGCGGAAGAAAAUCAAGGGCUCCAAAGAUGGGAAGAAAAAGGGGAAGGGGAAAAAGAUGGCGGGCCUGAAAUUCCGGUUUGGAGGAAUCGCCAACAAAAGGAAAAAAGGCUCCUCAAGUGAAGAGGAGGAGCGGGAGGAGUCGGACUUUGACAGCGCCAGCAUCAACAGCUCUUCGGUGCGCUCCGAAUGCUCGGCAGGCUUGGGGAAGAGAGGGAAGAGGAGGAGAAAGAAAAAGAGGAUUGACGAAGGGGAUGGAUAUGAGACCGACCACCAGGAUUACUGCGAAGUCUGCCAGCAGGGAGGGGAGAUUAUCCUGUGCGACACUUGUCCUCGCGCCUAUCACCUCGUCUGCCUAGAUCCUGAGCUGGAGAAAGCGCCGGAGGGCAAGUGGAGCUGCCCUCACUGUGAGAAGGAAGGGAUCCAGUGGGAGCCGAAGGAAGAGGAGGAGGAGGAGGAGGAAGGAGGCGAAGAGGAGGAGGAUGAUCACAUGGAGUUUUGCCGUGUGUGUAAGGAUGGCGGGGAGCUGCUGUGCUGUGACACCUGCCCAUCUUCCUACCACCUGCACUGUCUGAACCCGCCUCUGCCGGAAAUCCCAAACGGUGAAUGGCUCUGCCCGCGCUGUACAUGCCCUCCCUUAAAAGGCAAAGUCCAACGCAUCCUGCACUGGGUCUGGAGAGAGCCCCCUGCCCCCUUCCUGUCUGGGCUCCGUCCGCCUGACCUGGAGCUGUCUGUCCCUCCGCCAAAGCCCCUGGAGGGGAUCCCGGAGCGGGAGUUCUUUGUGAAGUGGGCAGGACUCUCCUACUGGCACUGCUCCUGGGUCAAAGAGCUGCAGCUGGAGCUCUACCACACCGUGAUGUACCGCAACUACCAAAGAAAGAACGACAUGGACGAGCCCCCGGCCUUCGACUACGGCUCCGGGGACGAGGACGGCAAAAGCGAGAAACGGAAGAACAAAGACCCGCAGUACGUCAAGAUGGAGGAGAAGUACUAUCGCUACGGCAUCAAACCUGAGUGGAUGAUGAUUCACCGAAUCCUGAAUCACAGCUUUGAUAAAAAGGGAGAUGUCCAUUACCUGAUCAAGUGGAAAGAUUUACCCUACGACCAGUGUACCUGGGAGAUUGAUGACAUAGACAUCCCCUACUAUGAAAACCUGAAACAGAUUUACUGGAAUCACAGGGAGCUGAUGUUGGGGGAUGAUAUCCAACCGCCAAAGAGGCUGAACAAGAAAGGGAGAAAACUGAAGGAAGAAAAACUAGAAAAACCUCCAGAAACUCCUAUUGUUGAUCCUACAGUUAAAUUUGACAAGCAGCCAUGGUACAUUGAUGCAACAGGCGGCACCUUACAUCCUUACCAGCUGGAGGGACUGAACUGGCUGAGGUUUUCCUGGGCCCAGGGAACCGAUACAAUCCUUGCUGAUGAGAUGGGGCUUGGGAAGACGGUGCAGACCAUCGUGUUCCUGUACUCCCUGUACAAAGAGGGCCACUCGAAAGGGCCGUAUCUGGUUAGUGCCCCUCUCUCCACUAUUAUCAACUGGGAGCGAGAAUUUGAGAUGUGGGCACCUGACUUCUAUGUGGUGACCUAUACGGGGGAUAAGGAAAGCCGGGCUGUGAUCCGAGAAAAUGAGUUCUCCUUUGAAGACAAUGCCAUCCGGAGCGGGAAGAAAGUUUUCCGAAUGAAAAAAGAAGCCCAGAUUAAAUUCCACGUCCUGCUCACAUCCUAUGAGCUGAUCACUAUUGAUCAGGCUGUUUUAGGCUCUAUAGAGUGGGCGUGUCUGGUGGUGGAUGAAGCUCACAGGCUGAAGAACAACCAAUCCAAAUUCUUUAGGGUAUUAAAUAGCUACAAGAUUGACUACAAGCUGCUGCUGACUGGAACGCCACUCCAGAACAACUUAGAGGAGCUCUUUCACCUGCUCAAUUUCCUGACCCCGGAGAGGUUUAACAACCUGGAAGGAUUCCUGGAAGAGUUUGCUGACAUCUCCAAGGAGGACCAGAUAAAAAAACUCCAUGAUCUGUUGGGUCCCCAUAUGCUCCGGCGAUUGAAGGCAGACGUGUUCAAGAACAUGCCUGCGAAAACGGAGCUGAUUGUGAGAGUGGAGCUCAGCCAGAUGCAGAAGAAGUAUUACAAGUUCAUCUUGACGAGGAAUUUUGAAGCCCUGAAUUCCAAAGGUGGUGGGAACCAGGUGUCGCUGCUCAAUAUCAUGAUGGAUUUGAAGAAGUGCUGUAAUCACCCGUACCUCUUUCCUGUGGCUGCUGUGGAGGCGCCGGUUUUGCCAAAUGGAUCCUAUGAUGGGAAUUCUUUGGUUAAAUCUUCUGGGAAACUGAUGCUGCUGCAAAAGAUGCUGAAGAAGCUGCGAGAUGGGGGACACAGGGUCCUGAUCUUCUCCCAGAUGACAAAAAUGCUGGAUUUGCUGGAGGAUUUUCUGGAGUACGAGGGUUACAAGUACGAGCGGAUCGAUGGAGGGAUCACGGGAGGCCUGCGCCAGGAAGCCAUCGACAGGUUUAAUGCUCCUGGUGCUCAACAGUUCUGUUUUCUUCUCUCUACCCGAGCUGGGGGUUUGGGCAUAAACCUUGCAACGGCCGACACUGUCAUUAUUUAUGAUUCUGAUUGGAAUCCCCACAACGACAUCCAGGCGUUCAGCAGAGCUCACCGCAUCGGACAGAACAAGAAGGUGAUGAUCUACCGCUUUGUGACGAGAGCCUCCGUGGAGGAGCGCAUCACCCAAGUGGCCAAGAGGAAGAUGAUGCUGACCCACUUGGUCGUCCGUCCAGGGCUGGGCUCCAAGUCGGGCUCCAUGACUAAGCAAGAGCUGGAUGACAUUCUGAAGUUUGGGACGGAGGAGCUCUUCAAAGACGAUGUGGAAGGCAUGAUGUCGCAGGGCCAGCGGAUCACCAUGCCUGACCCUAUGACCCCCUUUCCCGAAGCACCGUCCUCCAAAGGGGGCGCCGUGACUCCCAGCAUGAAAAAGAAACAUGGCAGCACCCCGCCAGGGGACAAUAAGGACGUGGAGGACAGCAGUGUGAUCCACUACGACGACGCUGCCAUCUCCAAGCUUCUGGAUCGGAACCAGGACGCCACGGAUGACACCGAGCUGCAGAACAUGAACGAGUAUCUCAGCUCCUUUAAAGUGGCCCAGUAUGUGGUGCGAGAAGAGGACGGUGUGGAGGAGGUUGAGCGAGAGAUCAUCAAACAGGAGGAGAACGUGGACCCCGACUACUGGGAGAAGCUGCUCCGGCACCAUUAUGAGCAGCAGCAGGAAGAUCUGGCCAGGAACCUUGGCAAAGGGAAGAGGAUCCGCAAACAGGUCAAUUACAACGAUGCCUCGCAAGAGGACCAAGAGUGGCAGGACGAGCUCUCCGAUAACCAGUCCGAAUACUCCAUCGGCUCCGAGGACGAAGAUGAAGACUUUGAAGAAAGACCCGAAGGUCAGAGUGGCAGGAGACAAUCACGGAGGCAACUGAAGAGCGACCGAGACAAGCCUCUGCCCCCUCUGCUGGCAAGAGUUGGGGGGAACAUUGAGGUGCUCGGAUUCAAUGCCCGGCAGCGCAAGGCCUUCCUGAACGCUAUCAUGCGGUGGGGCAUGCCGCCCCAGGAUGCGUUCAACUCUCACUGGCUGGUCCGAGACCUUCGCGGGAAAAGCGAGAAGGAGUUUAGGGCUUAUGUCUCUCUCUUUAUGAGACAUUUAUGUGAGCCUGGAGCCGAUGGGGCCGAAACCUUUGCGGACGGCGUUCCCCGCGAAGGGCUGUCGCGCCAGCACGUGCUGACGAGGAUAGGAGUUAUGUCACUAGUAAGGAAGAAGGUUCAGGAGUUUGAGCAUGUCAAUGGGAAGUACAGCACCCCUGAUCUGAUCCCGGAGGGGCCGGAGGGCAAGAAAUCCAGCGAGGUUGUCUCUUCUGAUCCAAACACCCCUGUCCCAGCCAGCCCAGCACAUAUGCAGACUGGGCCAGCGGCACAGCCAGACAAAACAGAAAUACAGUUGGGGUUCCAAGAGGAAAAGGAACCAAUGGAGCCAAAGCCCAAGAAGCCAGCUGAGAGCCAGGGUCCAGCAAGUGCAGAGAAAGCCGAGAAUGAAGAAAACCAAGAGAGCUCUGGAAACGAGGAGAAACCGAGAGAAGAGAAACAAGAAGAGAGCGAAAAGGCGGAGCCUUCGCCUGAGCGGCUGCCGGUGAGAGAUGAGGCAAUUCAGGAAAAAGAAAAGCCAUUGGAAAAGUCAGAAUUAAAUGCCUGCCAAGGUAAAGGGGAAGAUAAAGAGUACAAGCCAGAGGAUACCAAGGUGGACGAGAAGGAGCAGAGUGAGACUCAGCAAAAUGGUGAAAAAGAGGAAGAGGAGGAUGGGAAGAAGGAGGAUAAAAAUAUGAACUUUAGAUUCAUGUUCAACAUUGCUGAUGGUGGCUUUACAGAGUUGCACACGUUGUGGCAGAACGAGGAGAGAGCUGCCGUCUCCUCAGGCAAGAUCUAUGACAUCUGGCACCGGAGACAUGACUACUGGCUGCUGGCGGGAAUUGUUACCCACGGCUAUGCCCGCUGGCAGGACAUCCAGAACGACCCGCGCUAUGUGAUUCUGAAUGAGCCUUUCAAGUCGGAGAUACACAAGGGGAACUACCUCGAGAUGAAGAACAAGUUCCUCGCCCGACGGUUCAAGUUGCUGGAGCAGGCCCUGGUGAUAGAGGAGCAGUUGCGAAGGGCCGCGUACCUCAACAUGAGCCAGGACCCCAGUCACCCGGCCAUGGCACUGAAUGCCCGUCUGGCUGAAGUGGAGUGCCUUGCCGAAAGCCACCAGCAUCUCUCCAAAGAGUCCCUGGCUGGGAACAAGCCUGCCAAUGCUGUCCUGCACAAAGUUCUGAACCAGCUCGAGGAGCUGCUGAGUGACAUGAAGGCAGAUGUGACCCGCUUGCCCUCCAUGCUGUCCAGGAUACCACCAGUCGCCGCUCGCCUGCAGAUGUCUGAACGGAGCAUACUGAGUCGUCUCACUAACCGAGGAGGGGACCCCACAGUCCAGCAGGGCUCCUUUGGGUCCUCCCAGCUCUACAACAACAACUUUGGGCCAAACUUCCGAGGUCCUGGACCAGGUGGGAUUGUCAACUACAGUCAGAUGCCGCUGGGACCUUACGUGACCGCAACACCCAAUGGGCCGCCCUCCAGCCACCCCGAUAAAAAAGUAGCAGAGUCACUGAAAGACGGUGCAGCCUUGGAACGCAAGGGGAAGCUCGGUGACAUCAUCUGCAUUGAAGACUAA